ACCAUGCAGUACUACUCCUCCAAGUGAUCAUCAUCAUCAUCAUACAAACAAACUACUCACAAAGAGAAUAAUAGAGAACUUGAUUUGUUUAGCUACAGAAAUACAAAUGGCUUCUUCGAAGUACUGCAUUGUGUUGGUUCUUGCUCUGACUGUGCUGCUUCAAGCUACAGCCAGAAACGUCCCUGUGCCUGUGCCUGUGCCUGUGGCAGCGAACGUAGGGCUUAGCGACCAGAAGAACUUCCUCUCCUACGGCGGCAUCGGUGGAUACUCCGGCGUUGGCAACAACGGCAUGCCAUUCAGCGGCAUCGGUGGCGUCAUUGGCGGAGGUGGAAAUGGCUUAGGUGGCGGCAUUGGUGGUGGCAUUGGACUUGGUGGCAAUGGCGGACUUGGAGGACUCGGCAGUGGCAGUGGCAUUGGUGGUGGCUCUGGCGUUGUUCCUUCCCCUUGAAAUAAGAAAGUGAUAGAGGUUCUAUGAUAUCGAGUAGCUAGCUAGGGCAAUAUCUGCUCAUCAUGAUGAGAGUUUUAUUUCUAUUAAGUUUGAAAGUUAUCAUGAGAGUUAUUAUUAUGUGAGAGUUUUAUUUAUUAGUUAUUACAGACUAGUUACUUAUUUUCUAUUAAUUAAUUAAAGGUUUUUGUAAGA
Molecule: messenger RNA, 640 nt
Organism: Humulus lupulus (European hop)
Lineage: Eukaryota; Viridiplantae; Streptophyta; Magnoliopsida; Rosales; Cannabaceae
Product: glycine-rich protein 5-like
Exons: 1
Coding region: 107-448 (113 amino acids)
Source: RefSeq, a predicted model, not a curated record